Messenger RNA from Trematomus bernacchii (emerald rockcod), 2407 nucleotides. Its product is annotated as metalloreductase STEAP4-like. Bases 385 to 1821 code for a protein of 478 amino acids. Gene Ontology annotation, molecular function: ferric-chelate reductase (NADPH) activity; cupric reductase (NADH) activity. Gene Ontology annotation, biological process: copper ion import. Gene Ontology annotation, cellular component: endosome; plasma membrane. The transcript has 10 exons. Lineage: Eukaryota; Metazoa; Chordata; Actinopteri; Perciformes; Nototheniidae. The record is from RefSeq and is a predicted model, not a curated record.
UGUACAGAGAAAGCUUUCCCUGACCCCCCUACCAGCAGGGACACAGAUACCUCCCACCUUUCGCCAUGGAGUUUCCCAGUUUGGACAGACCUCACCCUGAAGAAUGGGAGGGGAUAAUACAAAACUGACUAAAGCUGGAAAUAUCUGUCAGUCUUUGGGGUAAUGAGUUAGAAGAGCAGACACAUUGGCUUGAGGGGCAGACCCUUAAUUUGCUGACACUUUUUUCCAGACGCAGCAACAAGAGCUAUUAUUUUGAAGACUAUUAUUUUCUUACAUCUGACUUGACCCUGGACACAUUCAACGUUUUGACAGAAAAGUUGGUGGAGUGUUUUGUUGUGUCAGAACCACAGGAGAUAUCAUCACUGUUUGUGUCAGACUGUGGCCAUGUCGGUUGACAGCAGCGUGUCGAAGGAGGUGAAGCCAGAGAGCGUGUUGCUGUGUCCCCUGGGCACCACAGCUGCCCCUGAGCAGAAGCUGCUGUGUAUCUUUGGGACUGGGGACCUCGGGCGAUCUCUGGGCCAGCGUCUGCUCCAGUGUGGCUACAGGGUGGUGUAUGGCAGCCGCAGACCUAACAGCUGUGGCCCCUUGCCUCGGGGAACUAAGGCGAUGAACCACGAGGCAGCAGCCAUGUCAGCCGCUCUGGUGUUUGUUUGUGUUCACAGAGAAAACUAUGACUUCCUGGAGGCUCUUGCACCUCAGCUCAAGGAGAAGGUGCUGGUGGACGUCAGCAACAACCUCAAGAAGAAUCUAUACCCAGAGUCCAAUGCUGAGUAUCUGCAGAGGCUGAUCCCUGGAGCUCACGUGGUGAAGGCUUUUAACACCCUGUCUGCCUGGUCCCUGCAGAACGGACCCUCGGAUGCCAACAGACAGGUGUACCUGUGUGGGAACAGUGUCCAGGCAAAGCAGGCAGUAGAAGAGAUGGCCACCAAACUGGGCUUUGCUGCUCUGGAUAGAGGGUCUCUGUCAGCGGCUGGAGAGCUGGAGGACUUUCCCCUGCAGCUGUUCCCAGAGUGGAGGCUGCCUCUACGCGUGGCUGUCGGCCUCACCGCCUUCUUCUUCUUCUACUUACUUAUGAGAGAUGUUGUUUACACGUAUGUUGAACAAGGGAAAGACAUCUCCUUCAGAAUCAUGGUGUCCCUGGCCAACAAGGUGUUUCCCAUUGUGUCUCUCAUCAUGCUGGCUCUGUGUUACCUGCCUGGUGUCAUAGCUGCCUUCCUUCAGCUCUACAGAGGAACCAAGUACAGGCGUUUUCCUGACUGGUUGGAUCGCUGGAUGCUGUGCAGGAAACAGCUAGGACUGAUAGCACUUGGCUUUGCUUUUCUACAUGUUUUGUACACUCUCAUCAUCCCCAUAAGAUAUUAUGUGAGAUUCAGGAUUUCUGAAAGUACCAUCUCACAGAUCAGGGAGAACAGAACGUCAGUGUUUGACACCACAAGGGCCUGGCGUGCAGACUCUUACUACUCUAUGGGGAUUCUGGGAUUUGGCCUGUAUGUCCUGUUGGGAAUAAGCUCUCUCCCCUCCGUCAGCAAUGCUCUCAGCUGGAGAGAGUUCAGCUUCAUACAGUCUAAGCUGGGAUACCUGACGGUGUUCUUCUGUACUUUUCACACUUACCUGUACGGCUGGGACAGGUUCCUUUAUCCCUAUUCGUACAAAUGGUUCACUCCUCCGGGCUACCUCCUAUCUCUGGUGGUGCCCUCUGUGUUGAUUGUGCUCAAGCUGCUGCUCCUCCUACCCUGCGUGGACCGCAGCCUCACACGCAUUCGACAGGGCUGGGAGAGAACGGAUCCAGAAGACGGCAGUGAGAAAGCUCUGCUAACGUAGAGACCAUCACAAUAACAGCCGCAACAAAAUUGGAAUUGAGACAAACACAAAGAGAUCACAGCCUUUCAAAGCGUUAUCAAUAGGUAACCCUGGCACAUUGUUCUGGAGGUUAUAGAUCCAAGCCUGUACAAUUGAAACUAUUGUUCUGCUUAUGAUUGAAACUCCUUUCAGUCUCUCUUUAUGUGAUCAUCUUGGAAUUGCUCCAAUUUGUUCACAUCGUUUCUCAAUAGCACUGUGAAGGCUUUCAUUAGUUAAACAAAUACCUUGAACACUAGAGAAUCACAGACAGACACAUAAAAGCAGCCUUGCAACAGAGAGUUAAAUGUUUUUAUGAUACCCGUGUACAGGGAAAGGGUCCAACUUAGUUGUUUAUCACCCUUACAUCAGCAGCAACACGUUUCACUUGAAUUACUAUACUUCAUACAGUACGUUCUAUCAACCUUCAUCUAGAGUUUUUGGCGGGUUAUGUAUAUCGGAUUUACUUUGUAUCUUUUUUGUAUAUUUGAAUUGUUGGAUCUAUUGUUAUUUUGUAUUAAUGUUUCUAUAUGUCAACUGUAACCACAUUUUAAUAAACUGUGUAACCCAA